AAUGAAUGAAUCAGAAAAGGAGAAAAUUGACAAAUUCAGCUGCACUUUUCAUGGAGAUUUUGCGCUGGAAAACAAUCCAGUUUCCUAUGUAGAUGCCAUCAAGGUGUACUCAGAGCUGCCAAAACUGUUGGGGGAACAUGGAGAGAAUGCUGUGCCAAUGACCGUGUGGCUUUACCCUCUGAAAAAUCUAGAUUCAACAGCUGCUCAGUUAGUCAGGGAGAUCAGUGUAAGUUUAGUACGACGUGCCCAACGGAUCAUGGAUGAACUGGAUAAUUGUGACAUUCAAUGUCAAGACCUGAUGAGGGACAAUGUCGCCAUUCAAUUCCCUGAAAUCAAAACUAAAAUCAGAAAAUUGAAGGACCUCUGCUCAGAGUACAAAAUAGUUUUUCAAAAAUGUCUCUGCAGGCUUCUUCCAUCCAUAAGGGGUGGAGGAAAAGAAGAACAAGAGCUUGUUGAUGCUCUAAAUGACAAAGAAAGAUCCCCGUUUCAAGGUGCUCUGGUAAACAAUUAUCUCAAUGAGCGAGAGCGAGAGAUGAAUGUCGUUAGAUCUUACCUCGAAAUCAUGAAAGAAGUCCCUGUUCUUGCAUCCAGCAAUGACUUGGACAAGGUUGUCUUGAAAGCAUCCAAUAACUAUGUGAUAGCUUUUGCACUUUCCUCCUUAAAUGAAAAGGAUCUGUACCUUUCAGACUUGGAGAAUUACCUGAAAACACAAUCAUGUAACAAUGGAGAGCAAGUCAGUUAUGAUCAAGGCUCCUCAAAAAAGACAGAGAAAUGGUUUUCUUCAGGAAAUGUAACUUCACUGACCAGGGAAAACAUUCAAGCCUUCUUAGAUUUCAAAGAAGCAAACAAAGGAAGAGAGAACAUUGAAUUCUGCAUUGCAUCAAUCCCAGAUGAACUGAUCACUGCCUCUUCGAUUCAUGUUUUUGAAAGGGGGAGACUCACAAGCUCACAGUACGAGCUCCCCUCAAAACCCCCAAAACCAGUCGUCUUGAGUGCGGAGCAUGACAGCAUACUUCUGCAAAUCAAACCACCAGACCGCGGUGUAAGUUAUGUGGACUCGUACUGCAUUUCAUAUCAGUCUGCGCAGAGCCCUGAAUGGACAGAGGUGUUUACUGAUGGGGUUUCUGAUCAAGUCACUGUCAAGCAGUUACAACCACAUAAAGAAUAUCGUUUCAACUGUAAGGCAGUGUGUCGCCCAGGAGUAAGUCUGACUAGUGACACAACAUCAUUCUUCAAGACUCGUCCAUGUGCUCCACCUGAAGCACCUAUAGUGAAACGAGUGGAAUCUGAGUCUGCAAAUGUAGUCUGGGAUGUUCCUACAUCUGUGGGUGAAGAUGUUCUGGUCACUGGAUACGUGUUGGAAUUCAGAGAAAGCAGCAAGGAUCAGGAAAGUGAAAAGCCAUGGAAAUCUGUGAAAUCUACAAACAGGGAGUGCACUCUUCAAGGACUGAAAGAAGACACAGAUUACGCAAUCCGAGUUUUUGCAAAGUGUGGAAAUGAUGGAGAGAGUCUAGCCAGCCCUGAAACGGUGUUUUCAGCCAGCUUUAAGGGGAAACAAUCAAUUAAGGAUGGUAGUGGGUCGUUCUUGAAUCAAUCUUCACGAAUAAAAAAGGGAAAUCCAUCAAUAUAUACACUGACUCUACACAAAAAAAUGGCAGAGAGUAUUAGUUUUAAUCAGUAUGUCUUCGGUAGAAAGGUUGAGGAUGUGAAAAACAAAGUUAUCCUUCUUUUGGGAUCAACGGGUGCAGGAAAAACCACACUGGUUAAUGUGAUGGUCAAUUACAUACUGGGCGUAAAGUGCCAGGAUUCAUAUCGCUUCAAACUAAUCAAUGAAGUGACCAAUCGCUCACAGGCUGAGAGUCAGACAUAUAAUGUCUCAUCUUUUGAGCUGUACAAUCAGCCUGGCUUUCAAAUUCCCUAUUCCCUCACAAUCGUGGAUACACCCGGAUUUGGGGAUACAAGAGGAAUGGCACAUGAUAAACUGAUUACAGAGCAGCUCAAAAGCUUUCUAUGUAACCCUUUGGGAGUCGAUCACAUUGAUGCCGUCUGCUUUGUUGUCCAGGCCUCUCUUGCCCGCCUGAGUGCCACUCAGAGGUACAUCUUUGACUCAAUUCUGUCCAUUUUUGGCAAAGACAUUGCAGAGAACAUCAUUAUUUUGGUGACAUUUGCAGAUGGUAAAUAUAUCCCAGUUCUAAAAGCCAUCAAAGCAGCAGAUCUGCCCUGUCAAAAGAAUAAAAAGGGACAACCCACCCAUUUCAGCUUCAACAAUUCAGCUGUGUAUGCAGACAAAAAACAAAAAGAAACUACAACCACUGACAAUGAUUCAGAUGACGACGAUGAAGAAGAUGAUAACCUGACCGAGAUUGUCUGGGACAAAACCUUUAAACAGAUGAAGGCUUUUUUCAAGACACUGGAGACCAUUGAAAGUAAAGAUCUGACAAUGACUAUAAAGGUCUUGGAGGAACGAGAGCGCCUCGAGAAAGCCAUGAAGAGUCUGACCCCUCAAAUAACUGCAGGUCUCUCUAAAAUGAGUGAGAUAAAAAAAUUCAAACAAAUUUUGCAAAAUGAGAGUGAGAAUAUAUCACAAAAUGAGGAUUUUGAGCAAGAUGUAGAGGUGAUGAAAGCAAUCAGAACCCCUGUAAACUGUUUUACCAUGAAUUGCAACACCUGCUUCUUCACAUGUCACUCCAACUGUUACCUCCCUGCAGAAGAUCCAGUGCAAGCUUGUGCUGUGAUGGAGGCUGGCCACUGCAUUAUCUGCCCUGAAAACUGCCAUUACUCUGCUCAUUCUAGGGAAAAUUUCAUGUGGAAUUAUGAAACAAAAAUAGAGAAAAAAACUAUUAAAGAGCUGAAAGACAACUUCAUGAAGGCAAAAGGAAAGUUUAUGGACACUAAGGAAAUACUUGAUGCACUUGAAGAGCAACUCCGUGGAAUUGAGGACAAACUAAGGAAGUUGAUCAAACUGUCCUCUGAUUGCCUGAGAAGACUGGAUGAAAUUGCACUGAAGCCAAAAUCUCUCUCCGCAGCCGAAUAUUUCGAAAUCCUGAUCAAAACCGAGGAAGAGAAUAAAAGUCCUGGCUUUGAGGAUCGAGUUGUUGGACUCGAGAAAAUGAAACAAGAAUCUCUUACUCUGGAAAAGAUUGCUAAAGGAGACAGUUUGCUUUAAACAAGAGCGCCACAUUAUGGAGGACAGAGAGAAGCGAAUGCAAACUGCCCAGAAAAUGAUGAAAGUUAAUAAUAAAGCUAUUAGUUCUUCAGUCACAGAGCAAACAGGAAACAUCUUAUCAAAAGGAUGAAAGUGCUUCCCUUGACGGACAGGAGAUGUCCUGAACAUAAUAAAAGGCUGAUUAGUUCAAAAAGAUUUAGGAAAAUUUUAAAUUUUCUUAACAUGAUGUUACUUAACAAACAUCAAUGCUUCUUUCACAUAUAAAUCAUUAAUCAUUUAAGAAUACUGAAUUUAAGAGUUAUUUUAUGCAUUUAAUAUUUAAGUUUUUAGCAAUGACGCAAUUUCUCAAGAAUCCACAACAAUCAUGGUCUGUAGCUCAACUGUAGAGCAUAGUGCUAGCAACACAGUAAUAUUGGCUUCAGAGAAUGUAUGAAAUUAUAUAUUUUUUAUAUAUCUUUAUGUAUGAUCUUUAAGCUACUUUGGAUAAAUGCUUCUGAAAAAAGCAUAAAUGUAAAAAAAUAAUAAUUUGUGUUUAGUAUUGAUACUGUAAAAAAUAUGAGAUACAGUAAAAACAAUGUAUGAUUUAAAUCACUUUCUUUCUGUUUUCAAGAAAUUAUGAGCAAGUUGUAUUAGUAUGUCAUACAACAUUUUGAAAUAAAGAAAUAUGGAUUUUUCUUAUGGUAAAGCUUACACUGUAUUGCCGCAAUGCUUGUCAUCAUGUGAAAUUUUCCCAAUUCCCGGACAAUUUGCUACUGUUCAAAAGUUAUCAGCAUUGUAUUAUCAUUAAUUCUACCUGUGGAUUUUAAAAUGAUCGUAACUAUUUUUUUAGUAGUGAUUUUGUUUUUAAAAGUACUCUGUGAAUGAAUAAAUAAAACUUUUCAUGAUUUGUAGAA
This is a messenger RNA of Pimephales promelas (fathead minnow), 4059 nucleotides long. The record is from RefSeq and is a predicted model, not a curated record. NCBI's taxonomy places the organism in Eukaryota, Metazoa, Chordata, Actinopteri, Cypriniformes, Leuciscidae.